CUGGAGGCCACGGGCCCCAGAUGCAGCAGGCGGCUGUCAGCAGGAGGCUCCGCGGGCGUAGCCGGCCCAGCACUCUGGGCUGCGCGGGGCACCGCACCGCGCCUGCCUAGGGGAGGCCGGCUGAAGCCCCGCCUCGUGGCCCCUGAGCCACAUGGCCUUCCUGGGCCCCAGGACACCUGCCCCCAAGCCGUCGCCAGGCAGGAAGACAGUCAUGUGCUGGGUCAGUGCCACCAGCUUCAUGGCGGCCGAGGAGAUGCACUGGCCCGUCCCCAUGAAGGCCAUUGGUGCUCAGAACUUGCUGACCAUGCCUGGGGGUGUGGCCAAGGCUGGCUACCUGCACAAGAAGGGCGGCACCCAGCUGCAGCUGCUCAAGUGGCCCCUGCGCUUCGUCAUCAUCCACAAGCGCUGCAUCUACUACUUCAAGAGCAGCACGUCCGCCUCCCCGCAGGGCGCCUUCUCGCUGAGUGGCUACAACCGGGUGAUGCGGGCAGCUGAGGAGACGACGUCCAGCAACGUCUUCCCCUUCAAGAUCGUCCACAUCAGCAAGAAGCACCGCACGUGGUUCUUCUCUGCCUCCUCUGAGGACGAGCGCAAGAGCUGGAUGGCCUUGCUGCGCAGGGAGAUUGGCCACUUCCAUGAGAAGAAGGAGCUGCCUCUGGAUGCCAGCGACUCCAGCUCGGACACAGACAGCUUCUACGGUGCCAUUGAGCGGCCCGUGGACAUCAGCCUCUCUCCGUACCCCACGGACAAUGAAGACUACGAGCACGACGAUGAGGACGACUCUUACAUGGAACCCGACUGCCCCGAGUCCGGGAAGCCCGAGGAUGCCCUGAUCCACCCACCGGCCUACCCCCCACCUCCGGUGCCCACGCCCAGGAAGCCCGUCUUCUCUGAUGUGCCCCGGGCCCACUCCUUUUCCUCCAAGGGUCCAGGCCCUCUGCUGCCACCUGCACCCCCUAAGCGCAGCCUCCCCGAUGCCGGCCCGGCCCCCGAGGACUCCAGGAGGGAGCUGCUGGGCCCGAGGUGGCUCGAGCCCGGCCCCAGGGUGCCCGCCCCCUCCCGGAGGGUGAGUGAACCCCCACCGGGCGGCCUGCCCGCCGUGCCCAGCCGGAAGCCACCUUGCUUCCGCGAGGACGCCAGCUCCGGCCCAGAGCCCCGGGUCCCUGGCCACGGCGCCAGCUCUUCCUCUAGCUCUGCCAGCGCAGCUGCUACCACCUCCAGGAACUGUGACAAGCUCAAGUCCUUCCACCUGUCCCCUCGGGGGCCACCCACACCUGAGCCCCCUCCCGUGCCGGCCAACAAGCCCAAGUUCUUGAAGGUGGCUGAAGUGGCCCCCCCGAGGGAGGCAGCCAAGCCCGGACUCUUCGUGCCCGCCGUGGCCCCCCGGCCUCCCGCACUGAAGCUGCCCACGCCCGAGGCCACAGCCCGGCCCGCGAUCCUGCCCAGGCCAGAAAAGCCGCCCCUCCCCCACCUCCAGAGAUCACCCCCCGACGGGCAGAGCUUCAGGAGCUUCUCCUUUGAAAAACCCCGGAAACCCGCGCAGGCUGACACGCCGCAGGCGGACGCUGGCGGGGAGGACUCUGAUGAGGACUACGAGAAGGUGCCACUGCCCAGCUCCGUUUUCAUCAACACCACGGAAUCUUGUGAAGUGGAAAGGCUGUUCAAAGCCACGAGCCCCCGGGGAGAGCCCCUGGACGGCCUCUACUGCAUCCGGAACUCCUCCACCAAGGCGGGGAAGGUUCUGGUCGUGUGGGACGAAACCUCCAGCAAAGUGAGGAACUACCGCAUCUUUGAGAAGGAGGCGAAGUUCUACCUGGAGGGCGAGGUCCUGUUUGUGAGCGUGGGCAGCCUGGUGGAGCAUUACCACACUCACGUGCUGCCUGGCCACCAGAGCCUGCUGCUGCGGCACCCCUACGGUUACGCCAGGCCCAGGUGACGCCUGUGCUUGCACGCUACUGGGCAGAGACGGCCACGGGGCCACAGCCCUGGGCCACGCAGAAGGAGACCGGCCUGCACGGGAGAACACGCGGGAGCCAGCACCGUGCUCUGACCCGGGGCCUCCCCGGUGGACACCUCACAGAGAUUGCCAGGCCAGGCCCCGCCCAGCAGGCUGGGUCCCCCGGGGCUCGGCCAGGCCCUGGGCUCCAGGGAAUUGUGUGGGGCUCUCCUGUCUCACCCCGCCCACCUCCCAGGAGCCUAGGACUGAGCCCAGUCUGGACUUGAUUUACAGAAAUUCUGGUACCCCCCGGCACGCCCCCCCGGCACUGGGCUGGGAGCUGGGCAGGGCUGAGGUAUUUGGGGUUGGGCAGGGGCUGGACCCCCAGGAACGCUACAACACAGGCUCCGAGAGGGGCCGGUGCCGCACAAUAAAGCGCAGAUGACCUUUGCCCCGGUGGCCAGGGCUGCACUGGGAAGGGGGCACGUCAGCCUCCAAGUGUUGACUGUAGCAGGUCAGCUCACGGGACCUCUAGGAGGUGGUCUUGUUUUCUAGGCCACAGGGCGCUAAAUGACUUACCCUUGGGUCCACAGCUGGUAACAGAACAGGACCCAAAAAGUUGGACAAUCUGGGCCCAGAGCCUGUAUCCAGAAUGCCAGGUUCUGCUGCCAGAAGUCAGGUCCAGGGCAGUGAGGCUACAGAGCUAAGAGGCCCCUCACAUCAGUAACCGGGUCAUUCGUUGGCUUAACCAGUGGUUACUGGGAGACAACCGGGCAGAAGGUACGCACAGCGCCCACCGUCUGUGGCAGCGGGGUGUGCAGGGGCUGGGAGCUUGCAACGCAGCUGGGGGCUCCAGGAAGACUUCCUGGAGGAAGUGAUGGUUACAGUGCUGCAGGAAGAGUAGGCCCUGUGUCGGCCAGGGGUGGGUGGGGACAGUGGUACCCAGAUGCCCAAGUCGUCUGGUUCAUGCCUGGUGCAGGCCCAGCACCGAUCAUCCCCUUGCUUCCUGUCACGGAAUCCCAGCAGCCUGCUCUCCCUGGCGUGGCCAUCCAGGCUGGAAUGUUUUCUUUUCCUCAUAAAAACAGACUCAACUGGGUGUCAGGGCUGCCAGGGAACCCAGGGUCAUUUGCUCCUCACUGCACUUUGUGUUGGGAAUGAGGAAUUUGCGAUGUAAAAGCCAAGCCACAAGAGCCUAUGUGCCCACUAGCCAUUGAUUAAUGGUCCCAGAGGAAGGCCCUUUGGACGUCCCCUCCUCUGCCCUGGGCGUGUCCCGGGGUGAGGUCGUUGGAGGAGGAGAGAGAAGUCCAGUCAGGUGGGAGGCUCCUGGAGGUGCAGCAGGGAAGACAGCAGCCGUCUCCUCCCAGGAACCGAGUGUCCAGCACCACCUCUACAGAUGUUUCUUCUUCAGCCACCCGGUGGAGUUGGGGAUACCGGAGCCCCUGGUGUUCCUUCCGCAGCAUCUGUGGGAAACCAGCAGUUCCUCCUUCCUGCAGUUGCAGUCCACUGCCCUGAGCCCAAGUGACGCACACCAGUCCCCACUGUGGCUUGCAGUUUCCCUUUCUGUGAAAUCAGAGAAGCAUUUCCAGCAGUUUCUGGGGUCUGCUGUGCUGCUCAUUGCUGUAGGACACAUGACACUAAUGCUUUUAGCUGACACGCAGCCACUUGGCAGCCAGCUCAUACUUGAAGACCCCUGAGCUGGAAGGUUGGGGGGUUCUGGUGUCCAGAGCCAGGUGAUAGGUCCUUCUGGCCACCUGGACAGAUGAGACCUGUCGCUACUAGAGGCCCACCCCAGAGCCCAGCCCAGGGCCUGACGGGACAGCUGCCCUCCUCUGAGUUCACACCCCAGGCCCAGGGCCUCGGUUGCUAGAGUGUGUGUGUGGAGGGUAGUGGAUGGGGCCCCAGGCACGGUCCUGCAGCACACAGGAGGGGCUGGAAGGGGUCCCACUCCCCCGAGACUUGCCAUGAGUGUUCUAUUCCUCACGUAGGGCUGGAGGGUGGUUACCACUGGCUGAGCACUUCCUGUACUCAAGGUGCUGAGCUGCACACUUGACUUAGGUCUAAUAGCAGCUGCCCUCCAGGCGAACUGUUUUACAGGUGAGAAAACCCAGGCUCAGGGAGGCCUGGAUUCCAGACGCAGCCCUGCGAUCUGUCCUUCGCUGCUGAGCCCAGACCCUGGCCCCCGCCUAGCUCCCUGCCACCCGCGUGGCCUCGGACAGUCAUUUUAGGGUGUCUGGUUAGCCUGCCUCCCGGGGUUCUGGGCAUGCCUUCACCCAGCGAGGGGGCCACAGCUCGGGGUGGGGGGGACAAGGCUGACCUGCCUCACUGUUCUGUCCUCCCAGCCGCAGUCUGUGGGUAAACUGAUGGGGGCCCCACCCGAGGUGCUGUGCUGCUCCCUCACCUUACAGAUAGGGAAACUGAGGCUCAGAGAGGCUUCGCUGACCUGCCCAUCCUGAUGGUGAGUCCAGAGAUGGUUCAAUUCCUGUGCCAGGGAAGAGGGCCCUGGACGCUUUGGGAAGCUUCUCCAAGCUGAGCCCUGAACAUGGUUGUACUUUUCCUGCAGUUCAUCGGAAGGAGUGCAGUGAGCCUCUGUACCUUCUGUUCAUAGAGAGUUUUAUUGUCAAAAGAUGUUUUUAGAACCAGAAGAGACCUCACAAAACAAGCCAGGGUUGCUCCAGUCCCCACGCCAAUUCUGGGUCCCAUUGCAUGGACGCCCCCUGCUGGUCCGAGGGGGAACUUCUGGCACCCCAGGCUGAGCACCAGAGGCCUGGGCCCAAGGGGCUUCUCGUCCCGCUGGGCUGCACUGGGCUGGCCUCUGCAGGGCAUGGCAUAGAGGACAGCAAGGCCACCCGGGGAAUAUCAGGCAGAGCUGGCCCUUGAACGAAAUCUGUGUGUCUCUAGAGAGGCAGUGAGGGGCAGGCCGCAGCCUGUCUCUGCCUGUGACUCAGAAGCAGGGAGCCCCUGGCUGGGCAACCUGCACACACAUCGGGCCCCCCUGUCUGUGCCCCGGAGAUGGUUGCUAGUGGCCAUCCCGCAUCAAGCCACCAGCACUCUCUCGCGAGGGAGAGUUGUGGGAUGCAAAGCAGACCUGACCCGUCUGCCUCCCUCAGACUGCUCCUCAGAAACUGCAGAGGCUGCCUGACAGCUGCCCCUGCGUCGCCCUCCAGCUGCAUCCCUGGUCACGCUCUGAGCUACUCAGAGCUGAGGCACCUCCUUUCUCCUUUCAUUUCCGGUGGAAUGAAACACAUCCAGAAAAGUGAACAGAACACAAAUGUACAGCGUAACAAAUUGCUAUGAAGUGAACCAGGCCCCGUGUGCCCUCCCCAGCUCAGCGCCACCCCCUUCCUCUCUCACAACCCCUGCCCUCGCUUUGGGGAGGCUCACAUUCCUGUUUUGCUAUGAAGGCUUCAUCCAUCACAGUGCUUUCCUGUUUUCGGACGUUAUGUGAAUGGAAUCAUACAGAUGCAACCUUUGGCGUCUGGCUUCUGCUCGUUACAUCUUCGAGAUUUGUCCAGGUUGCUGUGCGUAGCUGUAGUUUGUUCAGAUUCAUCGCUGAAAACUGUUCCAUUGACUGUAUUGUAGUUCAUGGAUCCAUUUUACUGUGGAUGGACGUUUAGUUUGUUUGUAGUUUGGGACAAUCACAGACAGUGCUACUAGGAACAGUCUUAUCUGUGUUUGUGAUGCAUGUGUGCACAAGUUUCUCUAGGGUAUGUACCUAGGAGUCUCACUCCUGAGUUCUAGGGCCUUUCACUGUUUUCCAAGAAUUUUGCAGUAAAAGAGACUUCCCUUGGUUCCACAUCCUUGCUAACACUUGGUAUUGUCAGACUUUUCUUCAUCUUUGCCAGUCUGGUGGGUGUUUAAUUAUGGCUUUAAUUUGCAUUUAGCGAAUUACUAAUGAGGUUGGGCACAUUUUCAUGUAUUUACUAACCACUUUGAUUUUCUCUCCUGUGAAGUGUCUAUUCAAAUCUUUUGCCUAUUUUCCUGUUGUUUUCUUAUUAGUCUAUAAGAAUUCUUUAUAUAGCCUCAAUAUUGUCAGCGAAAUGUAUCAUAUAUAUCUUCUCCAACUGUAUAAUUGUUUUUUGCACAUAGCAAGAGAUAAAGAUUCACUUUCAUCUUCCCCCCAUAGGGUUACCCCACCUACCCCUGCAUCAUUUAUUUAUAACCUGUCCCUUCCCCAACCAUCUGCAACGCCACUUGCCAUAUAUCCAUAUAUGUGUAGGUUUGUGGCUGGACUCUUUGUUCUGUUCUAUUUGUCUGUCUGUUUCUAUACCAGUGCCAAGCUCUCUUACUUACUGUUGCUUAAUUAUGUCUUUUUUUUUCUUUUCAAAUUUAGUUUAUUGGAUGACACCACCCAAAUAACACCAUGCCCACUAUUUUUUUUAAAUUAAUUUAUUUAUUUGGUUGUGCCGGGUCUUAAUUGCGGCAUGUGGGCUCCUUAGUUGUAGCAUGCAAACUCUCAGUUGUGCCAUGCAUGUGGGAUCUAGUUCCCUGACCAGGGAUGGAACUCGUGCCCCCUGCAGUGGAAUUACAGAGUGCUAACCACUGGACCGCAAGGGAAUUCCCUUCAGGUGACUUUUAACUUCAUUGAGCUCCUCAUUACUUGAUAUUUAUUGUUGUAUGUGUCUAGUUUUCUGGGGUUUUUUUUAAACUCCUACAUAAGACAGUAUUUCUUUUUUCUUUUUUUUCUUGGAAAAGGAAGGUGUACUUUAAUAGCAUUUAAACUUUUUUAUGAUGAUAAAAUAUAGAUAAUAUAAAUUAACCAUUUUAAGCAUACAGUUCUGUGGCAUUAAGUACAUUCACGUUGUUGUGAACCAUCACCACCAUCCAUCCCCAUAACUCUUUUCAUCCUGUAAAACUGAAACUCUGUAUCCAUUAAAUAGUAACUCCCCAUUCCCCCCCUCCAGCCCAGACAACCGCCAUUCUACUUUCCGUCUUAUGAAUUUGACUAUUCUAGUUCCCUCAUUCAAGUGGAAUCAUCAUUUGUCCUUUUGUGACUGGCUUAUUUCACUUAGCAUAAUGUCUUUAAGAUUCAUCCAUGUUGUAGCAUGUGUCAGAAUUUCUUCUUUUUUAAAAAAAAUAUUUAUUUAUUUAUUUAUGUUUUGGCUGCAUUGGGUCUUUGUUGCUGCGUGAGAGCUUUCUCUAGUUGGGGCGAGCAGGGGCUACUCUUUGUUGUGGUGCGCGGGCUUCUCAUUGCGGUGGCUUCUCUUGUUGUGGAGCUCGGGCUCUAGGCAUGUGGGCUUCAGUAGUUGUGGCUCGCGGGCUCUAGAGCACAGGCUCAGUAGUUGUGGCGCAUGGGCUUAGUUGCUCUGCGGCAUGUGGGAUCUUCCCAGACCAGGGCUCGAACCUGUGUCCCCUGCACUGACAGGAGGAUUCUUAACCACUGCGCCACGAGGGAAGCCCCAGAAUUUCCUUUUUAAGGAAAGAAAUAAUAUUCCAUUUUAUGGAUGGACAUUUUGUUAUCCAUCUGUCAACGACACUUGAGUUGCUUCCAUCUUUUGUUUAUUGUUAAUAACACUGCUAUGA
Messenger RNA from Globicephala melas (long-finned pilot whale), 7456 nucleotides. It is a transcript of the gene SH3BP2, whose product is annotated as SH3 domain binding protein 2. Gene Ontology annotation, biological process: signal transduction. The record is from RefSeq and is a predicted model, not a curated record. Gene Ontology annotation, molecular function: SH3 domain binding. NCBI's taxonomy places the organism in Eukaryota, Metazoa, Chordata, Mammalia, Artiodactyla, Delphinidae.